Messenger RNA from Vigna angularis (adzuki bean), 2792 nucleotides. Its product is annotated as CSC1-like protein At3g21620. The record is from RefSeq and is a predicted model, not a curated record. Bases 241 to 2523 code for a protein of 760 amino acids. Gene Ontology annotation, molecular function: calcium-activated cation channel activity. Lineage: Eukaryota; Viridiplantae; Streptophyta; Magnoliopsida; Fabales; Fabaceae. The transcript is spliced from 12 exons. Gene Ontology annotation, cellular component: plasma membrane.
CCCCUUUGAAAAGAAAUGCCAUAAAGUUUGUAACUUUUGCUUAUUGCUGACUUUCUGGCUUUUGGGUUUUCUCCCUGUGGUCGGUUGAACUAACAGUGGCAGUGUGAUAAUAAUCUCAAUUGUGUUGAAAAACUACUCUUCGCCGUUUUGUUUCAGCUCGUUUUCUCCUUUCUUUCUCUUUCUGUUCGGACAAUUUGUUGUGGCAGACAAGGGAGUAGCUUCGUUUUUCUAAGUUGCCAUAUGCUCAUGGCUUCUUUGAGUGAUAUAGGACUCGCCGCAGCAAUUAACAUCCUGAGUGCAUUUACUUUCUUGUUGGCUUUUGCUGUACUUCGAAUUCAGCCUAUAAACGAUAGGGUGUAUUUUCCAAAAUGGUAUUUGAAGGGUUUAAGAAGCAGUCCAUUGCAAGCAGGGUUAUUUGUGAGCAAGAUUGUCAAUUUGGACUUCAAGUCAUAUAUAAGGUUCCUGAGCUGGAUGCCUGCAGCAUUGCAAAUGCCAGAACCUGAACUAAUUGACCAUGCAGGCUUGGACUCUGCUGUUUACUUGAGGAUCUACUUACUUGGGCUGAAAAUAUUUGUACCCAUUGCAUUCCUAGCGUUUUCUGUUAUGGUUCCUGUCAACUGGACGAAUAGCACCUUGGAGCGGUCCAAUUUGACUUAUAGUCAGAUAGAUAAGCUUUCAAUUUCAAAUAUUCCAACCGGAUCAAAUAGAUUCUGGACUCAUUUGGUAAUGGCUUAUGCUUUUACCUUCUGGACAUGCUAUAUCUUGAAAAGGGAGUAUCAAAUAGUUGCAACAAUGAGAUUGCAUUUUCUAGCAUCAGAAAGACGUCGUCCAGACCAAUUCACAGUACUUGUCAGAAAUGUACCACCUGAUCCUGAUGAAUCAGUUAGUGAGCUAGUGGAACAUUUCUUUUUGGUCAACCAUCCAGAUCACUAUCUCACUCAUCAGGUUGUUCACAAUGCAAAGAAACUUUCUAGUCUAGUUUCUAAGAAGAAGAAAACGCAGAAUUGGCUUGACUACUAUGAACUUAAAUAUUCUAGAAAUCAAUCCACACGGCCAUUUAAAAAGACUGGUUGUCUCGGUCUUUGGGGGGAUCGAGUGGAUGCAAUUGAUUUUUAUACUGAUGAAAUUAACAGAUUAUCAAAAGAAAUAGAGUUGGAGAAAGAUAGGGUGAUAAAGAAUCCUAAAUAUAUAAUGCCAGCGGCUUUUGUUUCCUUCCGAACUCGUUGGGGUGCAGCUGUUUGUGCACAAACUCAACAGUCCAGAAAUCCAACCGUAUGGUUGACAGAGUGGGCUCCAGAACCUCGUGAUGUGUAUUGGGACAACAUGGCAAUACCAUAUGUUUCACUCACAAUAAGGAGGCUUAUAGUUGCUGUAGCUUUCUUCUUUCUGACAUUCUUUUUCAUGAUCCCCAUUGCUUUUGUUCAGUCAUUAGCUAACAUUGAAGGGAUUGAAAAAGCAGUACCUUUUCUUAAACCCUUUAUUGAAAUCAAAGUCAUAAAAGCGUUCAUACAAGGUUUCCUUCCCGGUAUUGCUUUGAAGAUAUUUCUCAUAUUUCUGCCAUCAAUAUUGAUGAUAAUGUCCAAGUUCGAAGGUUUUAUUAGCACUUCUUCUCUGGAAAGGAGAGCAGCCACUAGAUAUUACAUCUUCCAGUUCAUUAAUGUGUUUCUUGGGAGCAUAAUUACUGGGACUGCAUUCCAACAGCUAGAUAAAUUUCUUCACCAGUCAGCAAAUGAAAUCCCAAUAACAAUUGGUGUCUCAAUUCCAAUGAAGGCAACAUUCUUUAUAACUUACAUAAUGGUAGAUGGAUGGGCUGGAUGUGCUGGUGAGAUUUUAAGGUUGAAGCCAUUGAUAUUUUAUCACCUGAAAAAUUUCUUCUUAGUGAAGACUGAAAAGGAUCGUGAAGAAGCAAUGGAUCCCGGGACCUUUGGUUUCAAUACAGGAGAACCUCAAAUACAACUUUAUUUCUUACUUGGCCUUGUAUAUGCUGUGGUCACACCAUUUCUUCUUCCAUACAUCAUAGUGUUCUUUGGCUUGGCAUAUGUCGUAUACCGUCAUCAGAUAAUAAAUGUCUACAACCAAGAGUAUGAGAGUGCUGCAGCAUUCUGGCCUGAUAUCCAUGGACGUAUCAUAUUUGCAUUAGUGAUCUCACAGCUUCUGUUAAUGGGAUUAUUGAGUACAAAAGAAGCUGCUAACUCAACUCCAUUACUCAUCACUCUCCCAGUUUUGACAAUAGCAUUCCAUUUGUAUUGCAAGGGACGAUAUGAACCUGCUUUCAUUAAACAUCCAUUACAGGAGGCAAUGAUGAAGGACACAUUGGAGCGUGCAAGAGAGCCAAACUUCAAUUUGAAAGAGUUCCUUCAGAAUGCGUAUAUCCAUCCUGUAUUUAAAGGUGAUGAUGACAGUGACAGUGAAGUAAUGAGUGAAAAGUGGGAAGAACAAGAACCAGUAGUUGUACAAACAAAACGCCAGUCCCGGAGGAACACACCAUUGCCAAGCAAACACAGCGGUUCAUUGUCAUCUUGAGUGGCACUUCUCAUAAGCAUUAACUGCUGAUAUUGGAUUGAUGUGAUGAAAAAUCACGUUUAAUGCACAGAAUAAAACUAGCAUAGGAUAGUGUUAAAUUAACUAUUGGUAGCAUUGCUAUAUAAUACCAUAACUCUGCUACCCUUUCCCGUAUAUAAUUCAAAGGCAGGUGAAUUUUCAAUGAAGUAUAUAACAGGAAUUUUGACUCUGAUUUGUUGUGACAAAUUUACUAGAACUUAUAUGAAUCAAUUGAUUAAUGUUAUUUAACA